This is a messenger RNA of Ananas comosus (pineapple), 1624 nucleotides long. Its product is annotated as probable receptor-like protein kinase At1g33260. NCBI's taxonomy places the organism in Eukaryota, Viridiplantae, Streptophyta, Magnoliopsida, Poales, Bromeliaceae. The transcript is spliced from 2 exons. Gene Ontology annotation, molecular function: protein kinase activity; ATP binding. Gene Ontology annotation, cellular component: plasma membrane. The record is from RefSeq and is a predicted model, not a curated record. Gene Ontology annotation, biological process: protein phosphorylation. The annotation marks the transcript as partial.
UCUCUCUCUCUCUCUUUUGCCCCUCCUUUUUCUCCUUCGCCUGUGUUAGGAUGCUCCGCAGGUACAGGAUCUUCUGUUGCGGCGGCGGCGGCGGGGNAGGCCAGGGUCGCCGACGAGCCGAAGGCGGAGGAGGAGGUGGAGGAGGAGGCGAUCGGCGCCAUUAAGGGCGGCGCCGAGGUCCGGCGCUUCGCGUGGCCGGAGAUCGAAUCGCUCACGGCGGGGUUCACCUCCGCCGUGGUCGGCGAGGGCGGCUUCAGCACCGUGUACCUCGCCCGAAUCCCCCGCAAACCCUCCUCCUCCUCCUCCUCCCUCGCCGCCGUGAAGGUCCACCGCAGCAGCGAGCGCCUCCACCGCGCCUUCGUCCAGGAGCUCGACGUCCUCCGCCGCCUCCGCCACCCCAACAUCGUCCGCCUCCUCGGCUUCUGCGACGAUCGAGAAGAAGGGGUCCUCGUGCUCGAGUUCGCCCCCAACGGGAACCUCCACGAUCGCCUCCACUGCGACCGCGGCCGCGGCUCCGCCGCCGCGAUCCCGUGGGCGCGGAGGGUCCGGAUCGCGUCGGAGAUCGCGCGGGCGCUGGAGUACCUCCACGAGGGCUUCGACCCCCAGAUCAUCCACGGCGACGUGAAGGCCUCGAACGUGCUCCUCGACUCCGCCAUGGGGGCGCGGCUCUGCGACUUCGGCUCCGCGCGCAUGGGCUUCUCCGCCGCCGUGGCCCGGCCCCGCUCGGCCCACGCCAUGCUCGGCUCCCCGGGCUACGUCGACCCCCACUACCUCCGCACCGGCGUCCUCACCAAGAAGAGCGACGUCUACAGCUUCGGCGUAUUGCUUCUCGAGCUCGUCACCGGCGCCGAGGCGUUCUCCGCCAACACCGAGCAGCUCUUGACGGCCGUGAUCGGUCCCCGCCUGCGUGAUUUGGAUGGCGACGUAGGGGAUCUGGUGGACCCGCGGUUGGGCCGGGAGUACGAAUUGUCGGAGGCGACGGCGAUUGCUGCGUUGGCGGCGCGGUGCAUCGGGGGGAAUCCGAGCAUGCGGCCGUCGAUGGCGGAGGUGGUGCAGAUACUGCAGGAGAAUGUUGCGGCCUCGAUCUCGGCCGGAGGUGAGGGAUCGGACGGGAAUGGUCGCGUGUAGAUUCCGUUUGAUAAUUUGUGAGUGUUUGAUGAUUUAUUGCACGGCACGAGACAUCGCGUCGAGUUCGCAGUCGAAGAAAAUAAUUUGAAUUGAAGAUGAGGGAAUGGAUCAAGUUAAAAAUAGAAAUAAUAAUAAUAAUAAUAAUAAUAAAUGGAAAGAAAAGAAAGAAGGGGGGAGAUGGUAAAUGGAAUCAGGGGAAGGUCAGCCAUUUUUGUGACUUGAGUGAUUAACAAUUAUUGAGUAUUUUGGCACAUAAAUUUCUCAUUAUUUGCUUGUUUGUUUAGGUGAAAAAUUAUGUAUAUAUAUAUAUAUAUAUCCCGCAAGAUGCUGUGUGUAAAAUUGGAUGUAAUCGUAUCUAACGAUUGAAUGGUUUUGUUCCUGAAACACGUACGUGUACAUGUAAUUUUUCUGUCUCUGGAAGUGUAAAUAUGAAAAUAAGAACUAUGCUCGGAGUGGUGUAUUUACAAUUGUAUUAAUAAAUAAUUGUUUUUCUGUA